Molecule: messenger RNA, 504 nt
Organism: Centropristis striata (black sea bass)
Lineage: Eukaryota; Metazoa; Chordata; Actinopteri; Perciformes; Serranidae
Product: formin-2-like
Exons: 4
Coding region: 79-504 (141 amino acids)
Source: RefSeq, a predicted model, not a curated record
CUCUUUAACAAAACCAACAACACCAACACAACAUCUCAAGAUCAGCCCGCUCCUGCACCAGGAAGUGAACCGACAAAAAUGGACUGGGAUGAGCUGGGACUAACAACUCCAAGUAGUCCCCCCGAAGAGGGACUGACAACUCCAGGUAGUCCUCCUGAAGAGGGACUGACUACUCCAGGUAGUCCUCCUGAAGAGGGACUGACUACCCCAGGUAGUCCUCCUGAAGAGGGACUGACUACCCCAGGUAGUCCUCCUGAAGAGGGACUGAAGACUCCAAGUAGUCCCCCUGAAGAGGGACUGACUACCCCAGGUAGUCCUCCCGAAGAGGGACUGAAGACUCCAAGUAGUCCCCCCGAAGAGGGACUGAAGACUCCAAGUAGUCCCCCCGAAGAGGGACUGAAGACUCCAAGUAGUCCCCCCGAAGAGGGACUGAAGACUCCAAGUAGUCCCCCCGAAGAGGGACUGACGAUUCCAGCCUUUGUUCAUUCUAAUGCCAAUGUGUGA